AUGUCAACAACAGCCGACAGGAAAGCUGAGUUAGAGUUAAAAAAGGAGAAGCUUCGUGCACUUAGAGAAGAAAAGCUUAGGCGAGAAGAACUGAAACUCCGUGGUCUCGGUGGCAUUGAUAGCGCUCCUGCUUCAUCGACUGACUUGCGUGGUGAAGCUAAUGCUCUACUCAGAAAUUUGGGUAUCGAUCCGUUGAAGUCACCAGAAGUUGGGGAGAUAGGGCCACAUCUACCUCGACGCGUUGACAAUGGAACAAGGUCGCGGACCUCAUUGCGAGAAUUCUGCUUCGUUAUGCACUCGGGUGAAUUCGGCCACUCGACUGUUGCUUUCCACGCCGGCGCCGGAGGACAAGCAGCGAAGGCAGAAAUGCGCGUUGGCGCGACGACUGAGUCAUGCCGCCUCCCCUGCCCCCACAACCACGACGAUUUGUGGCAUCGUAAACCACCCAGAAUGAUGCAGCAGGCAUGUCUGCCUGUUGACGUGGGCAUCCCACCUCAUUUUAUUUGUAUUCUCCCCCCAUCCGCCCACCCCGCCAGGCGUGCACGUAGCCCCACGUCUAACGGGAGUUCGCGUUUGCGUAGGUCGGAGGACCUUCUGCCGUGCGUGGUGGAUCUCUACGCCGAGCGCUGGUCCACCAGCCGAACAGUCGUGGACCUCGACUGGUCCCCCACGUACCCGGAGUUGGUGUUGGCCGCGUACAGCGCCAACGAAGAGGCCACCGACGAGCCCGCUGGCUGCUGCAUGGUCUGGAACCUCAAAUUCCCCACCCGUGGCUGCCCCGAGUACCUCUUUCACUGCAACGAACCAAUCACCGCCGCGGCUAUGGUCCGUUUUCACCCCAACCUCGUCAUCGGUGGCACGUACUCCGGUCAGGUGGUUCUUUGGGACAGCCGCUCGAAUAAGCGAACACCAGUUCAGCGCAGCACGUUUACGACGAUGACGCACACCCAGCCAAUCAAUUCUGUGCAAGUGAUCGGAUCACAAAACGCUCACAACGCGAUAACAUUGAGCUCUGAUGGAACCAUGUGUUCGUGGAGCCUGGAUAACCUUGGUGCACCGCGUGAACGCAUCCGCGUGUGUGAAACCCCCAGCACACCGACAGGCAUGUUCGAUCUCUUCCCCACGUGUAUGGACUUCUUUGCCGGCGAUCAGAACAACUUUGUCGUCGGAACCGAGGUUGGACACAUCUACACCGAUCAGCGGCAUUCAAGUCGAACCGUUCCUCUUGAGGGUCGCUCGAUUCGCCGGCCACAGCCCUUCAGUGGUCACUCAACAAUGGUUAGCGGUAUUGCGACACACCCUAGCCCGAGCGCGAUCUCCUUCUCACACAUAUUUCUUUCCUCUUCUCUUGAUUGGACCGUUCGUCUGUGGUCAGUGCGCGACAACACGCCUCUCCACACCUUCGACGACUACUCGGAAUGCGUCUACGGCGUCGACUGGAGCCCGCUGCACCCCGCUCUAUUCGCCGCUGUCGACGGCACUGGCCGAAUCGACGUGUGGAACCUCAUCGACGAUAUCGAAGUUCCGACGGCGCGAUGUCGCACCCAGUUUACGUCGGCUAUGAACAAGGUGAAGUGGGACACGACGGGUUCAUUCCUCGCGGCCGGUGACGACGAGGGUCACGUGCAUGUUUGUGCGGUCGCCGAGCCACUCGCAUCGCCCGGACCCGAGGACGCAGCCCGAUUGGCUCAUGUCCUCGCGGGGCUCAAGGCCACCUCUUCUUCAGCCAAUCAGACCGUCUUCCCCUAA
This is a messenger RNA of Mesocestoides corti, 1749 nucleotides long. NCBI's taxonomy places the organism in Eukaryota, Metazoa, Platyhelminthes, Cestoda, Cyclophyllidea, Mesocestoididae. The record is from the annotation of a GenBank genome assembly.